GCUGCUUUCAAGAGAGGGGGAAAGAGCCGAGGGGUCUGGAAAGAGGAUCUUGUCUCCCACAUACCCCUGCUGCUUUUGACACACCGGCCUCUCCGAGAUAGGCUUUGCCAGUGUUGAGCUUUAGACGAAAACUGGGGACGCUGUUCCUUUUAAAUUGGAAAACCGCAGCAGAGCUAAACUGUCGUCUGAAAAGUGCCCCAUGGUUCCAUCUCAGGCUAGGCGUCUGGGUACCGUGAGGAGCCGCCCAGGGUGACCUAAGUAAACAUACCUUUCUGGAAGACAAAAGACGUCAGGCUUUGGUACCAAAGAAAAAUCUUACAUCUGAGGAAGCAUUAGUCAAGGCCUAUUGGAAGCAGGAAGACAGCAGGAUACAGGCCGUGGCUAAGCUGUGCUCCAUUCCACCUAUAAAGAACCCUGGAGAAAAUGUGGCAAGGAGCGAUCAUGGGCCUCUUUCUGGCGAUCCUGAGUCUCCGCAGAGACAUUAUCGCUGGUGAGCUGAUCUGCGAUUGUGAUAACACACGGUGUCCCAACAGUAGCACUUGUUCAGGGAAGUUGUGUUUUGUAAGCCAGCAUCAGGAGGAUGGGGAAAUUAUCCAUGGGAAAGGAUGCCUGAAGGUCGACAAGUAUGAGUUGUGCAAGGGAUCCUUUACCAACAUCUAUGGCAUGAUAUGCUGCAAGUCCAACAUGUGCAAUUUGAAUCUCCAUAUCCAGUUGCCAACUGAAAGUCCGCCUGAAGAGGAGGGCCUGUCUCUUCGGAACCUUCUCCUGAUGAUCCUGGUUCCAUUGUUUGCCCUUCUGCUUCUCGCUGUAUUGGUGGCGCUCUUAAUUCGGAAGGUGGUCCAGAGCCGGCGGAGACAAAUGCAAUUUGGGUCCUGUGAACUGGGGGACAUGGAUUUCAUGUUGAAGGCCUCCAUAGUUGGUGACAGCACCUUAGACGACUUCCUGGAUGAUGAGUGCACCACCGGGAGUGGCUCUGGGCUGCCCUUCCUCGUCCAAAGAACUGUGGCUCGGCAGAUCACCCUGCUUGAAUGCGUUGGCAAAGGACGCUACGGGGAGGUGUGGCGCGGUUCGUGGCAUGGGGAGAACGUGGCUGUCAAGAUCUUCUCUUCCCGGGAUGAGCAGUCGUGGUUCCGCGAGACGGAGAUCUACAACACAGUGCUGCUGCGGCACGACAACAUCUUAGGAUUCAUUGCCUCUGACAUGACGUCAAGGAACUCGAGCACACAGCUGUGGCUGAUCACGCACUACCACGAGCACGGCUCUCUUUACGACUACCUGCAGUGCACCGUGCUGGAUGUGGAGACCUGCCUGCGCUUGGCCACCUCCAUCAUCUGCGGCCUCCUUCACCUGCACGUGGAGAUCUUCGGCACCCAGGGCAAGCCGGCCAUUGCUCACCGUGACCUCAAAAGCAGGAACAUCCUGGUCAAGAACAACAGGCAGUGCUGCAUUGCUGAUCUGGGUCUGGCAGUCAUGCAUUCCCAGAGCAGCGAUUACUUGGACAUUGGGAACAACCCACGGGUGGGCACCAAGCGCUACAUGGCCCCGGAGGUUUUGGAUGAACAGAUUCGUAUGGACUGCUUUGAAUCCUUCAAGCGGACCGAUAUCUGGGCAUACGGCCUCGUCCUCUGGGAGAUCGCCCGGAGAACAGUCGUAAAUGGGAUCGUAGAAGAUUACAAGCCGCCUUUCUUUGAUAUGGUGCCAAUCGACCCCAGCUUCGAAGAGAUGAGGAAAGUGGUUUGCGUUGACCAACACACCCCCACCAUCCCAAACCGGCUGUACUCUGACCCGACUUUGUCUGCUCUGGCUAAGAUCAUGAAGGAAUGCUGGUUCCAGAGCCCCUUGGCCAGACUCACAGCUUUGAGGAUUAAAAAGACACUGAAAAAACUCAGCAACUCCUUCGACAAACCCAAACAGGACUCCUAACUGCAGGGACCAGCAGUGGGACCAGAGAUCAAAUUUCUGACUCAUUGGCUCAGCAAGAAAGUUCAAGGUCACCCCCUUCAACUUCCAGUGCUGGUCCUUCUGGCCUCCGUCAGUGGCUACAGCAAACCUUGUUUGAAAUCUGGCCAAGAGGAUUUGGGUUAGAGCCCCCAUGACUAGGCUUGAUCCUUUGCAGGAAAAAAUUCAUGGAACAGAUGACGGCUUCAGGCGUCCUUAAUUUGUUUUCUCUUGUAAAAAAAAAAAAAACGGGGGGAGGGGACACCCACUUCUCCUAGAACAUACAUUAAUAUAAAUACCCCCUGGAUCUGUAACCUGACGCCAGCCUGUCUCGCCACCAACGCUUGAAAAAUGGGAGUGAUCAUACUUGGAAAGAGCACAGCUGCUUUGCCCAAAGGGGUGCUGCCUUGGAAACACCAAUUAAGGGUCAUUCAUAAGCCAGGGUUUAGAAUGAGCCUGUA
Elgaria multicarinata webbii is the source of this 2399-nucleotide messenger RNA. RefSeq names its product activin A receptor like type 1 (gene ACVRL1). Bases 424 to 1923 code for a protein of 499 amino acids. The record is from RefSeq and is a predicted model, not a curated record. Gene Ontology annotation, molecular function: transmembrane receptor protein serine/threonine kinase activity; ATP binding. NCBI's taxonomy places the organism in Eukaryota, Metazoa, Chordata, Lepidosauria, Squamata, Anguidae. Gene Ontology annotation, biological process: angiogenesis; protein phosphorylation; transforming growth factor beta receptor signaling pathway. The transcript has 10 exons. Gene Ontology annotation, cellular component: BMP receptor complex; plasma membrane.